Messenger RNA from Racocetra fulgida, 158 nucleotides. The record is from the annotation of a GenBank genome assembly. Lineage: Eukaryota; Fungi; Glomeromycota; Glomeromycetes; Diversisporales; Gigasporaceae.
AUGUUAAUAAAGAAAUAGCAUAUUUAGAAAUUUUAAAUAUAGCUGAUGAUGAUAAUAAUAACAUAGAAGAGAUAAUUGUUGAUAAUAAGAAUGAAUUCUUUUAUAAUUUAUUUGACCUUGAAGACAUUAUUGUUAACUAUUUUACAAAUAAUGAAGAA